This is a messenger RNA of Drosophila takahashii, 3304 nucleotides long. It is a transcript of the gene frtz, whose product is annotated as WD repeat-containing and planar cell polarity effector protein fritz. The record is from RefSeq and is a predicted model, not a curated record. Gene Ontology annotation, cellular component: axonemal basal plate. Gene Ontology annotation, molecular function: protein binding. Gene Ontology annotation, biological process: establishment of protein localization; nervous system development; cilium organization. NCBI's taxonomy places the organism in Eukaryota, Metazoa, Arthropoda, Insecta, Diptera, Drosophilidae.
AACGCAACAACAACGUAACGCAAACGUUUUGAGCAACAAGUGUAUUUUAUUUUCAUAAACAAAGUGUAUUGAAACGAAAAAACCCCAGUUAAAGUGAUGUUUUGGCGUAUAUCUUGUGUCCUCCGUUGAUCCCGAGACAGUGAGCAGCUGCAGAGCAUCGAAAUUAGCCUGGAACUCGGGUAAUCAGUGCAAUUGGAGCAGCUUGAAAGGCAAAACACGCCAACGAAACGAGAUCGAGAAUUGAGUUGACACCCAUUCCGAUUCCGCGAUGCAAAUCGAUGCGAUCGAGGCCUGAAUAAUGCUGCUCAGCGAGACCCACUUCUGGACGACGCUGCGGGAGGAGGUGCGGAUCAAGAGCCACGAUUUGGGGGCCUUUCGCUACCUGCGGCAGCGGGACAAGGAUCAGGAGCAGCAGGACCUCACGUGCCUGGCCAAGCGGGAUUACACGGAACGGCGCAAUGGAUUGGCCGUCCUAAAGAACUCAAGUCGCAAGUCGACGGGUCGCCUGAAGGACAACCUCAAGAAGCUGGAGGAUCUGCUGCGUCAGCACAGGAUCAUCCAUUCCGAGUGGCAGGAUGCGGCGCAGGUGCUGCUCCUGUUUUCCCACGGCCUGAUUGCCCACAUUUGCGUGGACAUCUACACGGGCGACAUCCUGCGAAUGGUCUUCGAAAAGUACUUGGUUGGAAAACUCGCCUCCGAGGUUAUUACAGAUGCUUUUUUCACCCGUUCCCACAUCGUCUUGGCCUACAAUACCAACCAGCUGACGGUGGUGCAUCUGCAGAGGCCCAAUGCGCGGUCCCAGGGGCCGGAGAAGAUCGCCAACAUGGAUCCGCGCAUCUUCCACGUGAUCAUACCGGGCGCCACCGAACGCAAACUAUCCCGCCACCUGACAGUCAAUGGAAGCUUCGAUCUCUUCGUGGUCUGGACGCAGUCCUCGCAGAACGAAGUGUAUCCCUGGAGGCCGACAAUAAGGGAUCAGGAUCGAGCCAACAUUCAUGUGUUUAAGAUUAAGGGUUUACAGCUGGAAUCGAUUGCCUAUUGCUGGUCGGAGAACGACCCACUUUGCGUGGACUUCCUGCGGAGCAGCGAGAGCCAGAUCAUCACGUUGGAGCAGAAGGUUUCCCGCAAGGGCGACAUUAGCGCCGAGAUCUGCUCCUACGAACUGGCUGCUGGGAAAAUGCAGCGCACCGCCAUCACCUCCAUACCCAUGGGCGCCCAAAUCUGCUCUUUUGCCUUCAGUCCCGACCAGGAGAAGCUCUUCCUGGGUAGCAUCGAUCGGAAUAUAUGCCUGCACGACUUGGUUCAGCAGUCGACGAAGUACGCCAACCAAAUUGAGAUUGUCCCCAAUCAGUGCGCCUGGCACUGCGACUCCGCCAUGCUGUGCGUGGCCAACGAGCGUUCGGUGCUGCAGUGCUUCGAUCUCGCUUUGGCCACCAUUGGCCAUCAGCUGGUCAGCGAGAGUGUGACGCCGUCGAGUUUGCUGGAUUUAUCGCACUACUUUGUGGCCCAGCCAACGCUGCUGAGCGUCGCCUUCAGCAGGAAGCCGGAUUUGGCCACGUUCAAGCACACCUACGCCCAGACAGACUGCCUGCUGUUGCUGAUCUACGAACAGGGACCCUUGGCCUGCAUGCGCAUCUUCGGCGGCACUGGGAUGAGGGGUGAUAUCCACAAUUCCGGUCUCACUGCGGAUGUCAUAGCGGACAAGUAUCUGCGACUGCAGCAGCCGGACAGAGCGGUGAAUGUUUUGGCUGCUCUUAAUUGGGAGACCUACGGAGCCAUGUGUUUGAUCACCCUGCACAAGAUAGCCAACUAUGUGUUCUUUGGCGGGGAUCAGCGACGUCCUCGCAUCGAGCUGAUGGCCAGAGCCCUCAAGACUUUCGCACACACGCUUUCCGAGGAAACGAAGGAUGAGUUUAGCGAUCAGGUUUACGAUCUUAAGCGACGCUUUUGCUUCUUCCUGCUGCGUAAAAACCUCUUUGCCGAGGCCUUUGAAAUUGCCCAGGAUGUGGCCGACUAUGACAUCUUCAUGGAUCUGUACAAUCUCACCAAGUGCAUCUCCAGUCUAAGCGAAUUUGCCCAGGUGGCUUUCAGUCAGGCAGCUGCCAUAAUCCAUGAAGAGGAUCGUGCCAACGGCAAUCUCAGUCUGACUUGUGACCUGCGCUCCGAAUCUGCCUGCUCGCUGUCCACCUGCUCGGAUUUAAUGCGUGUUCAGGCUGUGGCAACAGGAGCAGCCACUGGACAGCCGCAGAAUCAACAGAUCCUAAAGAACUACGUGCCACCGCUGCCCUCGUUCAAGUCGAAGGUGUUCAAUGCUGAGAUGAUCAAGAUCAACAUACCCAAACCGGAACUGAGACCACCCUUGCCAAAGGUUUCCAUAGCACCACCCACCACUUCGCUGGCGAGUCUCUCCUUGAAGAGCAACAGUCUGCAGCAGGCGCCGCUGAAGACCUUAAAUUCAAAUGGCAAUUUGUGGUCCCAGGACGUUCCUGAUCAAACAGUGGGUCUGCCCAUCAGUCCGCUUCCCCGCCUUGCGCCCGCCAAUGUACCAGAGCAAACUGCCCAGCUUGGUCAAUUCAACACAAUAACAACAGCAUCGCCUCCACCGACGGCAGCAGCCUAUCAGCCCAAGUUCUAUCAGCAUCCGCUUGUCUCUGGCAAUAUACCCGCCAUGUUGCCCUCGGUGACCAGCGAGGAGUAUCAGAAGCGUCUACUGCUCAAAAAGCCCACUGCAUCCAUUCUAUCUAACCCAGCAAAUCCUGCGAAUCCUACAAACGGAGAGGCAGCCACGCCGACUGCCAAGUCACAAACGGCCGAGAAGAACAAAGUCAAGUUCUCCGACACAAUACAAGUGGCCGUGGUGCCGGAGAUUCCCCGCAAGGAAAAGCCCAUGCCGCCCAAGAGAAAUGGUUACUCGCGACCAACAGCACGCCAUCUGACCAAUCCCAAAAAGGAACUGGCCGACAGCUUGCCGCUUUGUCAUCCCAACGAUGAGUAUCUGAAGGACUUUAAUCCUAUUACCACCAAUGUAACCAAACCGCCCAUUCGACGUCGCGAGGAGGAGCCCAAGCAGAGCAGCAGCAAGAGCGGCAACUCCUCGUCCAUCAAGGUUGUCCACUUUGGCGUCGUCUAAUAAUUCAUAGUGCAAUUCCUAAGUUAAGAGCUGCGUCUUCCAAUCGUUUUAAAAAACCACUGCCGUCCCAGUUAGUGCAAAGCUUUAAAUAGGAAAGUUUUUACUCAUAGGUUCUCUCUACUCUUUACACAGGUUACUCAUUAAAGCUUAGCAUUAAAUGUUUGCCAAAUCGGA